AUGGCGGCCCAGGGCGGCUUCAAAGAUCCGAUUUUAAGACCAGGUGGUCCACCAGUCAAUAUCGUGUUGCUGGGGCCGCCUGCAGGUGGUAAAGGCACUCAAGCUGGCUAUUUGGCCGAACGCUAUGGAAUGAUCCACAUCCCAAUGGGAGACCUGCUGCGAGCACGUGCCAAGUUUCUGCCCCAGCUGGCCGAGUACAUUUCUCAGGGCGAACUGGUGCCUGAUGAUGUGGUUGUCUCUGUGUUGAAGGAAAGACUGGCAGACAGCGACUGUUUCUCUCGCGGCGUUCUGCUCGAUGGCUUUCCACGAACCCGUGCGCAGGCAGAGGCCCUCAGAAAUGCUGGGGUCGACAUCUCUGCUGUGAUUCAUUUGAAGGUUGCUGAUGAGGUGGUGGUUGAUCGUAUUUCUGGUCGACGAAUUGAUCCUUUGAGUGGCAAGAUUUACCAUGUCAAGGACAGUCCACCACCACCUGACAUCCAGGAUCGUGUCAUCCAACGAGAAGACGAUACACCCGAGACGAUUCGCCGAAGGUUGGUGACCUACCACCAGGAGCGCGAUGCUAUCUUGGACUUCUGUGGAGAUCGGGUGCGAACCAUUCACGUGGGCGACGGGUCUCCAGCUGCGCUCCCUGCAGAUGUGCGGUCCAUGUUGGUCUUCGAUGAAGUUCGGAAGGCUGUGGAAGGCGACACCUAUUGGGGCUCAGUGAUCCGCUCUGAGCUUAUCGCCAAGGUACCCGUGGUCAUGGUUUUUGGCGGCUGCAUGGGCGCCAUUGUUGCGAUGGAGAUCGUUUUGAAAGGGGAUCCAAAGUCUGGGAACUUGCUGACCUUAACAGCAGUUCUCAUGGUCCUGUUCCAGAGCAUCCCAGGGCGCUUGACCCGCAGUGGUCUCAAACCAUUGGCAGCACCACUGCUAAGCCAUGCAAAAUUUGCGAUACUUUGGGUGUCGAUGUCAGUAUUGGCGAAUUAUGCCUUUGCGUACAAGAUCAGUGUCGCCAUUUUUACCUUGAUUCGCUCCUGCAACAUCAUUGCCACUGUCUUGCUGGGUUUCCUGGUCUUCAGCCAGCGCUUUUCAUUGGAGCAGCUUGCUUGCGUUUGCGCAGUCACCAUUGGCAUUUUCCUUGCAUCGAUGGGGGAGUUGAAAACUCUGAAGGACUGUGGUAGCGGACAAUGUCAAGCAGAGCCCAGUGAAGCAAUGGAUUCUGCGGUGGACGUGGGAACCUGGCUGAUUGGCAUCGGGAUGUUGGCCUUUGUACAGCUGUUGCAAGGCUUUUUGGGCCAUGUGCAGUCGACAUACUACCGCAUCUACAAGGAUUUGGCUCCAAAGAACGAGCUGUGCGAUGAGUUUCUCUUUACUUCUCACGUCAUAGCAUUGCUGCCCCUGUUCUUUCUGAAGGAUGACAUCAUGGCAGCUGCGGAAUCAGCAUGGCUCUCUGAGCCACUUCCCCUGGUACCCGUGCCAUCUAGAGUGGCGUGGCUGCUGGUCAACAACGUCUCGCAGACUAUUUGCCUCAAAGGCGUCUUCCGAACAUCAGCCACAGUUUCCCCACUGGCCCUGACCAUCAUCCUCUCCGUGCGGAAGUUCUUGUCUGUGGUGGUGUCAAUUAUGUUAUUCAGUAAUCCCUGGACCAUACAGCACAGCUUCGCCACUGUUCUGAUUUUUGGAGGCGCCUUCGCCUAUUCGCAAGCUCCAGAUGUCAAGGCAGGACCGCCAGAUCAUAACCUGAGGUUGACAAGGAGGUCAAGUCUGAGUGAGCUUGGUCAGCUGAGAUCAAGCCAGCCCGCGCUGCGGCCAAACAGCCGCGCUGCGAAAGCUUUUGAGUGUGGCACAUCCUCUACAACUUUGGUCAGUGCCGCGCGCUUCUUCCAGCAUUCGCGCUACAGGCUCAUCCAGAAUGGAUGCCUAGCGGAUGCCGCUGCCUGUGGUCGAGUGCUGCUACGGUCACAGGUGCUGCAAUUGCAGGGCAACCUGAAACCCUUAGUGGAGUAUGAACUGCGAACCUGGCUCCAACAGGUUGAGAGCUCUUCGGUGAUGGUUGGCCACAGCAUCUCCCAAAAGUUGGACGGCGACAUUGUGGAUGUGGCUCACGGCUUUGCGACCUUGGUCUUCGUGGAUGCCCAUGGCUGCUCCAUGGAAGUUCCCAACUGCCAACAGUUGAAGGAGCUGGCAAUGCCUUUAGCAGCAUCCAACGCGCUAGCAACAGAGCAACUGCCGCUGCAGCCCAGUGGCCCCAGUGGCCCCAAGGUGAUUGCUGAGCGGAUCGGCACGGUACCCAGCAACUGCUGGCAUCACCACAGCUACGUGGCGGCGGUGGAUUUGGAUAUGGAUGGAAGGCUCCAUGAGGCAGCUUGCUUGGCGCAUAUGGACCGCUGGCGUUUCUGGGCUGCCAAGAGCAAUGGCUACCCACCUGAGCUGAAAGACCGAAUCCUUCACGCCAGAGCAUCGCAAGCUUUCGUCUCCUACUUGGGCUUCGUUGGUGCUGGUGAUAACAUCCACGUAAGAUCCUGGAUUCCGGAGGAGGCUUCCAAGGAUGGCACGUUACUGGUCGCCUUUGAAGUUCAAGGAGGAAGGGAAGACCGUCCCAAGGCCCUGCUGCUGAGGGGCUGCAUGGUCUUGAGCCUGAUGAGCCAGGACCUGCAGGAACAGACCGCCAUCAUUUGCGACGAGCGGGAUGUGGCGCGGAAGCACGAGGAGGAACUCUUCUACGUGAUCCGACGAAAAGAUGAGGAGCUCUUGCGAGCGCGCGCUGUGUUGGCGGACCUUUCGCAGCUGGUGGAGGAGGGUCAACUUGCCGAUGAAGCUGCAGAGCUCUUAGGGAACGUCGCGGGAAUGGAGUAUGACGAGCUGUAUGAUCGUUGCUCGCAGCUGGAGGAUGGGUGCAGUUUUGAUGCUAUUGGCAGCUACAUCAGCCAGCAAGCUAGAUGA
This is a messenger RNA of Cladocopium goreaui, 2922 nucleotides long. Lineage: Eukaryota; Dinophyceae; Suessiales; Symbiodiniaceae. The record is from the annotation of a GenBank genome assembly.